Cladophialophora immunda is the source of this 1080-nucleotide messenger RNA. RefSeq lists its product as uncharacterized. The transcript has a single exon. Lineage: Eukaryota; Fungi; Ascomycota; Eurotiomycetes; Chaetothyriales; Herpotrichiellaceae. The record is from RefSeq and is a predicted model, not a curated record. The coding region runs from base 1 to 1080 and encodes 359 amino acids.
AUGGCUAGUCCUGCGCAUUGCCUCUAUUGCUUCGAGGUUCUAUCCGCCAGCUUUGAACGUCGAGACCCUCCAACUCUACACAAAGUGCUUGAAUUGUAUGAGGAUUACAAAACAAUCGGCCAAUCUAAUGGAACAACUACGGGAGAGGAAGAAUCAGGGAAUAGCAAAGAUGCUGUCAAGGUGACGGACUCUGAAGAGGAGGAUCAGGUUGGGGACGAGGACGAGGAAGACCAAGAGGAUGAGGACGAAGCUGGCGAAGAGGAGAUCCAACGCUUUGAUCGCCGUCACACGGCCAGCAAGGCCGGGCCCCAACUCCCCAGCAUCUCUCGAUUGCAAGCGUCGAGUUCGUCAUCGAGGUCAUCGUCAGCGUCGUCCCCUUCACUCUUCUCCGCCAGCUCCUCGAAUUCUCAGCUUACAAACCCCUCGAGCACGAGCUCCUCGAGCUCUUCUGCUCGCCGUACGUACGCAUCACAACUCUCGGCCACCGAAUCCUAUCCGCUCUUCGUCACCUGGAACACCGUAGCCCGCUCCGGCCACAAAGCUCUAAGAGGUUGCAUAGGGACGUUUGAGGCCCUCCCACUCGCAUCGGGUCUCAGCACCUACGCCCUGACAUCGGCCUUUGAUGACACGCGAUUCUCGCCCAUCCCAGCCGCUUUGUUGCCCGCACUCUCCUGCUCUCUAACAUUGCUUGCAGACUUCGAGCCUUGCCAGGAUGCCAUGGACUGGACAUUAGGCCUCCACGGCUUGCGGAUUAGCUUCAACUACCGAAAUCGGCGACACGGCGCAACAUAUCUACCAGACGUGGCGGUUGAGCAAGGCUGGACGAAAGAGGAGACAGUGGAGAGCCUAAUGAAGAAGGCGGGAUGGGAUGGAGGCUACACAGGUCACGGCGUUGCGAGGAGACUCUUACGAGGGUCGAUCAGAGGGACUGCAAGCGAUCAGCAACAGUCCCAACCGCCCAAGCCGUGGGAAGAGGUCCAAGACUUUAGGGCAAUCAGGUAUACGGGGCUGAGAUCGAAUGCAUCGUACUCCGAGUGGCAGGACUGGCGUGACUGGAUCGAGAAGAACGGUGUCAAGUGA